UCUCCAGCAACUGACAGAUCACCGCGGUCUAAUUCUUCGCUGUCGCCUCGCUACUCUUCACGUUCACCAACAUCUUCGUCAUACAAACGACGGGUUUAUCAUCACCACACGGGUGAUACAGAUCGGGGCGCGUUGAAUAAACGCUCGAAUAUUCAUGGCCCGAUUGCUGCUGGAGGUGAUCAGAUCCGUGACCCGUGGGAUCGUAGUCGUGUGAAACGAGGCAGAAGUCAUGAGUUGGCAUCAACAACGCUGGGAUCGGUGCUACAGAAGGCACGAAGACGAGACGAACUGAGAGGUAAAGGAUCGAAACGAGGUCAUGGGAUGGAUAGUGAAGAGGAUGGCAGUCCGAUUAGCAGUGUGUCGAGGUGA
Molecule: messenger RNA, 369 nt
Organism: Anisakis simplex (herring worm)
Lineage: Eukaryota; Metazoa; Nematoda; Chromadorea; Rhabditida; Anisakidae
Source: the annotation of a GenBank genome assembly